UUGGCAGAAGCAGUUCAGAAAGACAGCUGUCACAGAGUUCCGGGAGCCAAGCGAGGGAUCGGAAGCAACCAGUCCAGGCCAGUUCCUCAGGCCCCUCUAGCCAAAGGAACCAUAAAGACCAGGAUUGGGACUUCCUCACUUCCUCCCCUCCGCGGUUCCGCCGGCAGCUUCCGGUUCCGGGGAGGGGGCCGGGUUUUCUUCCAAGAUAAGGGCACCGUCUACAGCGAGGAUGGCAGUGGUACCGCUACUGUUGUUCGGGGGUUUGUGGGGCGCUGUGGGAGCGUCCGAUCUGGCUGUCGUUACGUGCGGUUCUGUGGUGAAGCUGCUCAAUACGCGCCACAACGUCCGUCUGCACUCACAUGACGUGCGUUAUGGGUCAGGUAGUGGGCAGCAGUCAGUGACAGGUGUAGCCUCUGUGGAUGACAGCAACAGUUACUGGAGGAUUCGUGGGAAGACCGCCACAGUGUGUGAGAGGGGAACCCCCGUAAAAUGUGGCCAACCCAUCCGGCUGACACAUGUCAACACUGGCAGAAACCUCCAUAGUCACCACUUCACCUCACCUCUUUCUGGAAACCAGGAAGUGAGUGCUUUUGGUGAAGAAGGGGAAGGUGAUUAUCUGGAUGACUGGACAGUGCUCUGUAACGGGCACUACUGGGUGAGGGAUGGUGAGGUGCGGUUCAAACAUUCUUCCACUGAGGUACUGCUAUCUGUCACAGGAGAACAAUACGGUCGACCCAUCAGUGGGCAAAAAGAGGUACAUGGCAUGGCCCAGCCAAGCCAGAACAAUUACUGGAAAACCAUGGAAGGCAUAUUCAUGAAGCCCAGUGAGUUGCUGAAGACAGAAGCGCACCAUGCAGAGCUCUGAGCCCGAAGGCGCUGAUCCACUCUCACCACACAGUGUUCGUAGAUACCUGCUGCUGCUUCCCCCUGGGAUCCCUGCCACAGGUUCCCUGGGCAGUGGUUAUGUCACCACUGAGAUGAAGAUGCAUGGCAGAAAACUGGCUGUGUUUGGAAGCUUCAGCCCUUCACACUUAAAUUGUUUGCUCUACCAAACUUGGGCCAGUUCUUUUUGAGUACAGGACUUGUUGGUGAAGGGGCGGAUGCUUUUUAUUCAUACUGACAAAACAGAGGGAGACAACCCUCCUAGCUGAGAAUUUUUUACUCCUCGGGAGCUUGGCAUGAUGGAUUGCAAAUGUGUGUGACUUUUCCCCUAUUUCCUUUCUUCAAAAUGAUAAAAAACAAUUUCAUUGUUGGUCACUGUGUUGUCAUUUAUUAGGUAUGCUAUUUCAUGAUCAAGGAGCCCUGGUGGCACAAUGGUUAAAUGUUCAGCUGCUGCCCGAAAGGUUGGUGGUUUGAAUCCACCCAGUGGCUCCACUGGAAAAAGACCUCGUGAUCUGCUCCUGUGAAGAUUUCAGCCUAGAAAACCCCCAUGGGGCCAGUUCUGUUCUGUCGCAUGGAGUCACUAUGAGUUGAAAUCGACUUGAUGACACUGAACAGCAUGUUAUGAUUUCCAUAAUCCUCAAGUCCUAAGAUUGCUAUCACUCUUUUGAGAUGCUGGGAACCUUCAGUGUGGGCCUUUUUAAGAGCUUUACUUGCGUCCAAAUUUUUUGUCUAUUUUCACUCCCACCCCAAGAACCUCAUCUUUAUUAGAUUUUUGACCAACUGUGGUUAAAGACCCUCAAGUAAUACAGUUUAAUAAACAGCCAAUGAAAUGUUAAA
Molecule: messenger RNA, 1719 nt
Organism: Loxodonta africana (African savanna elephant)
Lineage: Eukaryota; Metazoa; Chordata; Mammalia; Proboscidea; Elephantidae
Gene: SDF2
Product: stromal cell derived factor 2
Exons: 3
Coding region: 230-865 (211 amino acids)
Source: RefSeq, a predicted model, not a curated record